AUGACGUUCUUUAUGUUAAUGUGUAUGAAAAUUUAUGCGAGUAUAUUUGUGGCAGUUGAUGGGACUUUGAAUUCACAAGGAACAAUUGCUGAACUGAUGAAUAGACUAGAAUUCAGAGAUUCUAAUUCAUUAUUCAUGGAUAUUACUCCAAAAGGUUCUAUUGUGAAAACUCUACAAAAAUCUAAAAUUGAUUGCUUAGUUAGAGAGAAGGAUUUGUAUAUGUAUUAUUUUAUUACACGAUAUCCCAGUAGAACACUUGUGUUUGUAAAUAAUGCAGUAAAGACAAAGAUUAAAAAAUUUGAAUCGCAGAAUCUGAAUGCAGUGAUGGUUGCUAGUGACAUGGCAGCUCAAAGGCUGAAUAUUCUACUCAUUAAGUAUGUGAUACAUUAUCAAUUACCACAUUCUGGAGAU
Racocetra persica is the source of this 411-nucleotide messenger RNA. The record is from the annotation of a GenBank genome assembly. NCBI's taxonomy places the organism in Eukaryota, Fungi, Glomeromycota, Glomeromycetes, Diversisporales, Gigasporaceae.